AUGUCUCUGCCACGCGGAAUUUAUCACAUCGAGAAUGCUGGGGUUGGCAGUGCCAUUGAGCUCAAAGACGGCAGCUCCGUUGACGGCACACCUAUCGUUGGCUGGCAUUCUACACCAGACACGAUCAACUGGCAUCAGCUCUGGCUUGCUGAACCAAUCACCAACCUUGCUGAUACCUUUACCCUUUGUAAUCUGUUCAGCGGUACCUACAUGGAUCUCUACAACGGUUCUUCCGAAGCGGGGACCAUAAUCAAUGGUCGGCACGGAACUGCCUCUACGACCGAUACCCACCAGCUCUGGACCAUCAAGAAGACGAGCGACGGUAGGAGCUACAAGAUCCAGAAUUAUGGAAGCAAAACCUUCGUCGAUCUUGUCUAUGCCGACAGCUCUGAUGGGGCCAAAAUUGCUGGAUGGACCGGCACUUGGGAGCAAAGCAACCCUCACCAGAAUUGGUACUUCAAUAGGAUGAGCGUCUCCAGCGAGGAGGCCCAAGCGACUAUCGCGCGAAACCCUCACAUUCACGGGACAUACAGAGGAUACAUCCUCGAUGGAGAAUAUCUUGUCCUCCCUAACGCCACUUUCACUGAGAUUUGGAAUGACUCCGGUCUUCCUGCUCGCAACUGGCGUGACCAAAUCUAUGAUUGCGAUGACUUUGCUAUAGCCAUGAAGGCCGCCGUUGGGAAGUGGGGCGCCGACAACUGGAAAGCUAAUGGCUUCGCCAUCUUCUGUGGAGUUAUGCUUGGUGUCAACGAGGCUGGAGAUGCGGCCCAUGCUUACAACUUCACCAUCACCAAGGACCUUGCUGACAUUGUCUUCUUUGAGCCUCAGAACGGUGAAUACCCGAACAACAUUGGCUAUAAUAGUUACAUGGCCUUCUACUGA
This is a messenger RNA of Marasmius oreades (fairy-ring Marasmius), 882 nucleotides long. RefSeq lists its product as uncharacterized. Lineage: Eukaryota; Fungi; Basidiomycota; Agaricomycetes; Agaricales; Marasmiaceae. The transcript is spliced from 13 exons. The record is from RefSeq and is a predicted model, not a curated record. Bases 1 to 882 code for a protein of 293 amino acids.